CAGAUCCAGACGUCGCUUAUUGGUUUCAUUCUUUGUGAAGAUUGCGCGGCGGCGUGUGAUGGAACCUGGAAUUUGGGGCAACGGUGUUGUGUAAGCUGCGAAGUGGUGUAGAGGAAAGUUGCCAAGAUGAAUACCUCUAUCAUACAGGUGACAAAUGUGGCUCCCACAGCCACCAGGGAGCAGAUGAAAAACCUCUUCUCCUUUAUCGGAAAAGUGGAAGAGCUAAAACUUUAUCCCUCAGAGGAUAUACUUGUGCCAGUAAAAGUGUGCUUUGUGCGUUUUGAAGACUCAGUUACAGCAGGUGUAGCUCUUCAUCUUACUAAUACUGUUUUCAUAGACAGGGCUCUGGCCAUUGGGCCCUAUCAUGAUGAUGUGAUUCCUGAUGAGGGCCUGGGUUUGCAGAUUUCUCUUCAGGCAGCUGCAGGAACCCUGCCUGGAAACAGCCCUUCAUGGCCAAGCAACAUUAUCAGCAAGGUGCAAGGUGCAGGUCCUAGUCAGGUAAUUACAACAAACGACCCCAAACUAACAGCCCUAGGAUUGCCGCAGUAUCCACCUCUUCCUGGUAAUACAGAUCCUUCAAAGAUCGAGGAAAUUCGCAGAACGGUCUAUGUGGGAAACUUAGACUCCACAGUAACAGCUGAGAAAGUACUGAACUUCUUCACUCAGGCAGGAGAAGUUAAAUUUGUGCGUAUGGCAGGGGAUGAUACUCAACCAGUGCGCUUUGCUUUUGUGGAAUUCAGUGACCAACGAUCCAUUCCUACAGCUCUAACAUAUAACGGUGUCAUGUUUGCAGGACGCCCGUUAAAAGUGAACCACUCUAACAAUGCAAUUGUGAAGCCACACGUCAAGCCAGAAGCAGCUCAGCGGGAGAUUGAUGAAGCAAUGAAAAAGGUGAAGGAGGCCCAGUCCCUGAUCUCUGCUGCUAUUGACCCAGGGAGAGACAAAUUUAGCAGAAGCAGGUCAAGAUCCCGCUCCAGACGGAGGCGAUCCAGAUCCAGGUCAAGGAAAUCCCCAUCUCGAUCAAGACGCCGAUCUCGAUCUCGUACUCGCCGCUCCCGCUCCCGCACUCGCCGAUCUCGGAGUCGGAAACGUUCUCGAUCCAGAUCACGCACCCGUCGUCGAGGCUCAAAGUCAAGAUCUAGGUCACGGAAUCGAAGGUCUCGGAGCCACAAGAGAUCCAGGUCAAGGUCGCGUACUCGAUCACGAAGGUCACGUUCUCGAUCAAAGUCACGAAGUAGAAGGUCAAGAAGCAAGAAACGUUCAAGGUCACGUACUAGACACUCUUCACGCUCUAGGAGAAAGACACCCCCUCGAGCCUACAGCCGACGCAAGUCCAGGAGCACUUCACCUUCUCGAUCUAAGAAACGCCGAAGUCGCUCGAGAACGCGAAAACACCGCUCAAAGUCGCCAGAGAAAAAGAAGUCUGUGUCGCAGUCUCCUUCCCCACCAAAGCUAAAGAAGGAAGGUAGCCCUUGCCCAAAAUCUCCCUCUAGAAACAGAGAUGGGGAAGGCACAAAACCCAACCUGGCCGCAGAGUCAGAUAAGGAAUCUGCCAGCUUACCCCAACAAGAUGGUGAUACCAAAACAGAAAGCAUUGAACAACCUGAAGUCGACCACAAACCGGAAAGGUCAUCCAGUGGAAGCCCACCACCUGCACGCAGGAAAGUCUCGUUCACACAGCCCAAGUAAAAGCAGCAAGAGGGCUCGGCGAUCACCUUCACCGCGGAGACGCUCUCGUUCAAGAAGUGGUUCACGUCAUCGGCAGUCCUCCAGGUCCAAGAAGCGUAAGGACCGUGAUCGUGACAGGAGCCGUGACAGAAGAUCA
This is a messenger RNA of Liolophura sinensis, 1825 nucleotides long. Its product is annotated as probable splicing factor, arginine/serine-rich 7. Gene Ontology annotation, molecular function: RNA binding. NCBI's taxonomy places the organism in Eukaryota, Metazoa, Mollusca, Polyplacophora, Chitonida, Chitonidae. The transcript has 17 exons. The record is from RefSeq and is a predicted model, not a curated record. The coding region runs from base 127 to 1689 and encodes 520 amino acids. Gene Ontology annotation, cellular component: nucleoplasm.